This is a messenger RNA of Seminavis robusta, 1927 nucleotides long. The record is from the annotation of a GenBank genome assembly. NCBI's taxonomy places the organism in Eukaryota, Bacillariophyta, Bacillariophyceae, Naviculales, Naviculaceae.
CUUCAUUUUUUGCUUUGUCUUCGCUCCUUCGCACCCAUCCCAACACUUUUAUUCUGUAAUAGUGCUCUUGACCAUGACGAUCUCUGAAACUACUAGUACUAGUACUUCUGCUGAUACCGGUGCCAACACCGGCAAUGACGACGAUAACUACAUUGCCGCAAUCUACUCCUCAAAGCGAGGAGUUCCCUUUGACAGCCGCGAAGAAAGCGUCAAAGCCAUGAGGGCAUUGAUGGGACAGCAAGAUUCCAAUGACACGCCAACAGUCACCCAAUCUCAGCGUCCUCCUCUCUCCAAUGUCCAUGGACAAGGUCCCAUGUUUCUAUCGGAUAUCCCCAAGUCCGCUCGACGUCCCGGUGUUUGUGUUGGCAUUGACGAAGCAGGUCGAGGGUCCGUCUUGGGGCCCAUGGUCUAUGGUGCCGCCUUUUGGAAUUCCUCGCUGGACAAUAAUAAGGACGACAAGGGCAAGGGCAUUAUCCCCAAAGGAUUCCACGAUUCCAAACAAUUGACCGAUGACACCCGCGUCUCACUGUUGGAACAGUUGAUGGCAUGUGCCGAGAUUGGCUGGUGCAGUCGCAUCUUGGAAGCCAGUGAGAUUUCGCGCAACAUGCUACGGGCGGGUCUCCCCUACAAUUUGAAUCACAUGUCUCAUGAUGCCGCCAUGGCCAUGAUUGAAGCCAUUCAAAACGCCGGUGUCGACAUUCAAACCUGCUACAUUGAUACCGUAGGGAAUGCGGAUCAUUACAAGCGCAAGUUGGAACGCAAGUUUCCCAAUUUGGAGUUUGUCGUAGAAAGCAAAGCGGAUGCCAAGUAUGCUACCUGUUCGGCGGCUUCUGUAGUCGCCAAGGUCCUUCGGGAUCGCAUGAGUGAAACCUGGCAAUUCACGGAACCACUCGCUGCCACCAAAACUGUUGUCUCGCGAGAGUUUGGAUCGGGAUAUCCCUCGGAUCCCAAAUGCAAGCAGUGGAUGGCCAACAACCUGCACGACCCCGUCUUUGCGUGGCCGGAUAUGGUACGAUUCAGUUGGGCACCAGCAAAGAAGACACUCCUCACAGACGUGGCAGCGAUGGUGGCCUUUGAAGCGGAUGAAGAGGAGGACGAUGACGCGUUGAUGGAUAUGGCCAGCAAAAAACGACAGCAAGCGCAAAUGAGUGCCUUUUUGAAAAAGGGAAAGAAAGAUCGGCGUAUGCCAUUUUUUGAAGAACGGAACCUGGAGACGGUCAGUGAUCUAUUUUGAUUCUUGUGUGGAUAGCUGUGCCAAUGCGCUUGCAUCAAAGGGCCGCUACCGUUACCGUUAGUAACUACAGUACGAUAGCUAUCUGGACUUUUUAUAAUGGAGUUUUGUGGGGCUUUUCUCGCCAGCCGAAGCGGGAACUCUAGUUUGGCUGAAGCACGACGACGAGUAGACUGGAGGAAUACACACGAGGCAAUAAGAGCUUGUUCCUCCACAAAAUUACUACUAUCGCUUGUUUAUGCAAUUGACGAGCCGCCAGAAGUUCCAUGACUCACACAGGAAGCGAUCCUCGUGCUCAAAUGCUCCUGGCAGCAGAGUGAGGGCAGGGUACUCUGGACCCAAACAAUCCACCCACAUCAUCCUCUUCUCCUCGGAGCGGUUAUCUUCCAAGAAUCCAUUCUCAAGAGCCAUCACACUCCAACAUACAUGUUCAGGAGCCAUCACCAAAGAUUUCUGUGGAACAGUUUUGGGCUAUGUGUAUCCUUCAAAUGGACAACCGUUUUCCAUGGCGUAUUUCAGUAUUUCCAAAUGACCAUAAUAUGGUUCCAAAUGACCAUAAUAUGCAGGCAGCAGCAAUGCAAACCGGACUUGUGCUUUUCAGGUUCAUGUUGACAGAGGGGGUACCGUACGGUACAGUACAAGAGUAAUGGUUGCCAUUUGCGGAGCUUGACCUCGUGAGGAGUCGUCACAAGAAGU